This is a messenger RNA of Didymosphaeria variabile, 3474 nucleotides long. RefSeq lists its product as uncharacterized. Bases 1 to 3474 code for a protein of 1157 amino acids. The transcript has a single exon. The record is from RefSeq and is a predicted model, not a curated record. NCBI's taxonomy places the organism in Eukaryota, Fungi, Ascomycota, Dothideomycetes, Pleosporales, Didymosphaeriaceae.
AUGUCGACCUCACAAUCAAUGACUGCAAGCUCCAAUCCAUCGUCAAGUUCGUUCCGAUCAAUUAGCAAGGGGAUCACAAGCUCGAAGGUCUCCUUAACAUCAUUUCGUCGCGCUGAGUCUUCCACAAGAAUAGGCGCAAGCUCUACAGUAGUAAAUCGUUUAUCGUCGAAGAUUUUUUCUCCAGGUACAGGAACAACCGCUCUGCAAAGUCAAUCUUCUACGGCACCACUUCAAUCUCGCCUGGCCAUUGCGCUGCAGACGGGGAAUGAAGGAGGCGUCACUGAAAGGGAACUUCUAAGCGCUCUCAGAAAUGCUCUCGAUUCACGGAAGUCACUCGGCUACCAGCUGCUGCCCGACAGCCCGUCUAUUACUUGGCUCCUGGAUGCGAACACUGCUUUUGUGGAGGAUCCUGGAACCCUCCAAAACAUCUUGUAUGCAAACAAGAACCUCAAGCCUGGAGACUUUCCCAACAAUUCUUCCUUGGCUGCUGCGGGCUCAGCACCAGGUUCUGAUACGAGACUGGCAUACUUUGGGGGUAAUCCUUUCGUCACUAACGAUGGAGGCACCUACUAUCCUUGGAAACCUGUGAGCGACCCCGGCAUGCGUACAUUUGACACAAAUAUCGUCACGUGGCUUCUUGGGCUGCCUAUCGGCACGCGUGGAGAUGCUGUCUCAGCCAAUGUCAAUAUAGUACUUUCAGGGCUUAAAGAUACUGCGGAAAACAACACACAGUAUGCACUCUCUCAGCUGUUCCCAAAUGCCCGGAUAAACGGUGGUAGAACCGGAAACAACGUCUGCGAUUUCGUAGGAAACAGCAGCCCCUGUCUCGCGGGCGCUAGUCUUCUGAUUGUCGGCGACAAUCGCAAUCCUGGAGAUGAUACCGUUGCCAACGCUGUUGUUAAAACGUAUCGAAACGGUUUGCCAUUACUGGUUAUGACAGAAGAUGGCAACUAUGCCCCGGACUCUUGGAAAAUUACUCAACAGCUGGGCUUGACGCUUGGGCAAAAUUACUUCGAGGGACAGAAGGUGAUCAACAAUUCGCUAAAGAGCUACCAAGCUCCCAGUAGUAUUAUCAAUGAUGACUUCCGCACCGAUGUCCUGCAGGUAUACUCUUCCCUCAGUAGCGACCCACUACGCCCUGCAGACUAUGCUGUGUGCAUAGCUUCGAACGGCAAUUUGACUCGCACCAUACGUAUGGGAGAAUGCGUGGAAACCCCUCCAACUGGAGUGACCGCCCAUGCACUUCCGUACUUCGGCGCAGCCCAUAGAUUGCAGACCAGCAUCAAUAGCAUCUCUUCCAAUGGUCUCGACAUCUUCAAGACAACCAACGGUGUCAACACAGAGACCUUGCGCCUCUUGACUCUCCUGGCCAACAAGAUCCGAGUUGGCCCUCGGGGCAUGUCAACGGACACUGCUGUUGCUAUCAGAUAUCCCAUCAACACGAGGACCGAUGGCGUAGCUGUAACCAGGGCCUUGUUUGCCGACUGGAUUGUUCCUAUGAGCACAGCGUCGACUCCGCGAGCCUUUGACCUUGGUUCCUUGUGGUGCCAUGAUGGCGCCGUCUACGAAGCAGGCAAUUGCACAGCUCCCUCUUUUCCCGAUUUCAUGUCUUAUCAACUGGCGUUGGACUCGACGCUCAACGAUGAGUGGACAUCCACGGGAUACACUCAAAUUCCUGGGCGACCUGCCACGAUCACACUGACCAACGACCCUGGCAUACCCGUAGCUGUGCGUACAUUUGCGACUCGCAAUGCCGAUAGUCGGACAGCGGAAUACAGUGCUGCUGGCGCGUCGCUCUACAAUCGUCCGCAGUUUCCAGUCAGCGUUUGGAUCCCACUGAAACCUGGAAUACCGACCGUCAUGAAUUCACCUUAUGGUGGCCCACUGUACAUCAGCCUCGACGGAACCGGGCUGACCAGCCCACGGCAGGCCUCCUUUCUAUUGCAAGAUGUGAGCAAACAUUUUGCUGUGCUAAAUGCCAGCAAUGACAACGCCCUCACACAGCUGGCUCAAGACUUGACGAGAUCCCCGGCGUACUGGGUCGAUAUAAAAGGAUCCGGCUUUGAACUCCAUGUCCCUGCACGGAAGCUUGCACAAUCUCUUGCGCCAGGUGGUAUAGAACUAAACUUGGGCGAUAAUCGCAGGCUUUACUACAACUCUACGUUGACUGGACUGAGCCAGCUCAUGAUCGACUAUAAGACGAGCUGGGCUGAGCGAGAGUAUCGCAUGGCGGGGCUCAAGAUCGAUGGGGAACCCAUGACUACGUCGCUGCCUCUGGAGGUGCAACAGCUCUGCCAACACCUCAGCUGGGACUGCUUGAAUGAGACUAUACACCGCAUCACUGAAGUUCAGCACUUGACCUACGAUGCGUACGCUGCCUGCGGUCAAUUGUGUUCAGGAAAUCCCAUCACUGCCAGUACUGUCCCAGCACCGAUUGCUUGGGGUGAAGGCCACGAGCUUGGGCACAACCUACAACGGCAGGCGCUCGACAUCUACUGGCCAGAUACAAGCCUCGGCAAACAGUUAGGUGCUAUCAACACCUGGGCGAAUUAUUCCAUGCGAAGCACGGAAGUAUCAAACAACAUUUUCCCCUACUUCAACCAAUGGACUUACUUUCGACUUACGCUCCCCGCCCGCUUUCACACCGGAGUAGACGAUGGUCCGCUGCGCCGUCAUGAUGUUCAAGAUAUGACUAUCUUGUUCAGCGCACAUCAAUCAGCGUACUCGAGACUGCAGCAAAACGGUCAGAGUGUUGUUCUAGACAACACAUGCAAAGUACUCGGUUCGUUUCCUAUAGGGACCCGCUCGGAUGUGAUGCUCGCAGACGCAGUCUGGAGCAAUGAUGGCUACGCUGUAAACAACGGCGAACGCUUGAGCUUCUAUUUUGCGCUCCCGCAGAUACUGCAGGGCAACCCAUUGGCAAACGGGGUAAUUCUCGCCGACGGGAGGAACAUAUACACACUGAUGUACCAAGCUGCCCGUCUCUUCUCCGCUUACGCUACAGAUGCCGCCACAUGGCAGGCCCACGCUGCCUCGCUGGGAUUCAGUCGCUACAGCUACACAAACGACACUGUAUAUGGUGCGGGUAGAACAGUCAACGACAUGAUUGGCAACGACUUCCUGGUUGUGGUGCUGUCACAGAUGACACGCUACGACUUUCGUCCGUACUUCGCCGCGCAUGGCAUCUUCUAUACGGCGCUCGCGAACACGCAGGUUGCAGCAAAUGCGGCGAGUGUCGGCUACCGCACGCUGGGAUCGCCCCACGCCGUGCUGGGAGACCAGUAUCCGAAGACGAACUUGAGUAUUACUCCCGUAGGCGGGUCUGGAGCAUAUGUAACUCGCAACGUUGGUAUAGACAUCGGAAAUGCGGCGACCGUGUGGCCGGGAGCUGAUAAUGAUGGAGAUGGAAAGCCGGAGGACCUGGUGGGCUUUCAUCCCAAGAACUGUCCGGGUGUCACGGUCGGCGCUGCAUAG